This is a messenger RNA of Closterium sp. Naga37s-1, 822 nucleotides long. Lineage: Eukaryota; Viridiplantae; Streptophyta; Zygnematophyceae; Desmidiales; Closteriaceae. The record is from the annotation of a GenBank genome assembly.
AUGCCCCGCCAGCUGUCGCCGCGAUGGCUGCUGCCGCGCUGGCAGCCGCUGCUGAUCUAUCGGGCCGUGCUGCCUGCGCUGCAAGGAACCGCGCACGUCGCAGUGGACUGCGACUGGGCGCGCUACUGGCGGCGCGCGUCCGGGGCGAUGGACGGCGAGGCACGGGCGGAGGGCGGCGACGGGGACGCGCGGUCACGAGGACGGGUAGACGAGGUGGAGGGCCGUGGAAAGCGGCAGGAUUCAGUUCGGGGACGGGGAGUCGUCGCGAGUGGAAGAGGGGCGGCGGUAGACGCGGGUAGAGGGCAAGGGGGGUGCGAGGAGCUCAGUUCCAUGGGCCACGGCCCGCAGCACUUCCCCCCGUGCUCCUCUGCGCAUGGCGUGCAGCCGUGCGCGCUCCGCUCCCCGCGAUACACGCGCGUCGCGCUACCACACGUGCUGCGGGAGGGCGGGCUGCAGCACGUGCUGCAACGCGUGGGGCUGUGGCCUGCGCCCUCCCCGCACCAUCGCCUUCCGCCAGGCUUCCCCCCACCCCUCGACCGUGACGAUGCGCGCAUGUACCCGGGUACGGCUCUCGCUGCACCUCUCCGCCCUCCUCUCAAUCCCACACCGCACCUUGCAGGUGUGGGUGUGGCGGUGUCGGGCGGAGUGGACAGCAUGGCACUCGCGCUCACUGCCGCGCGCAUGCAGCGCGCACAGCAGGGGGAGGGGGGAGGGGGGGUGCGCCUGGUGGCGAUGGUUGUGGACCACGCUCUCAGGCCGGGCAGUGCACAUGAAGCCAUGCGCACCCUCGCAUGCCUUGAGCACCUAGGUGCGCCACCAUGA